Messenger RNA from Hyalella azteca, 872 nucleotides. RefSeq names its product SET and MYND domain-containing protein 4. The annotation marks the transcript as partial. The transcript is spliced from 6 exons. Gene Ontology annotation, molecular function: protein binding. Lineage: Eukaryota; Metazoa; Arthropoda; Malacostraca; Amphipoda; Hyalellidae. The record is from RefSeq and is a predicted model, not a curated record.
GCUGGGGGACGCUGGAGGAAGUCGCUGCUCUGCUGUUCAGGCACAUAGGGCAGCUGGUGUGCAAUGGCUAUGCCAUAUACCAGGUCCUGCCAAGUCCAGCUCUCCAGAACAACAAAGAUCCUCUCGCAUCUGGAUGCAGCAUAGAAUCUCUGAGCCAGGAACGUUUGGCAUCUGCUAUUUUCGCCACAGCAAGUCUCAUGAACCACUCCUGCAAGCCAACGACCAUCAACAGUUAUGUUGGAAACCUUCUGGUGAUCCGAAACUUGGAGGAAGUUGCUCCAGGACAAAAAGUUUAUUCAUGUUAUGGCCCACAUUAUAGCCGGCACACUCGGGCAGAACGGCAGUCUCUGUUGCAGCAGCAGUACCACUUCACUCGUAACAGUAUUUUUUGCUCAUUAUUCACAUAUACUAACUGUGCAGGAGUGUCGAGUCUUGAGAAGAAAGACUGCGAUGUACGCUUAGUCGUCAAAAAACUGCAGCGCGCGCUGCGCUCUGCUGAACGCGUGUACGGUGUGGAAAAUCAGUUCCUUGGCUCCAUCCAAGACACGUAUGCCAUGGCCUUGUCUGCUCUUGGGUCUUUCGAGGCAUCAACCAACAUCUUGAAGAAAUCCGUUUUGAAAGUUGGGCGCCGAUACGGGCAAAGGAGCGUUGAGCUUGGGCAUGAAAUUAUCAAGUUAUGUGGCGUCAUUAAGCAGAGGAUGCAGCAUAUAGAAGACACCUCUAGCCUUCUCUAUAGACAGUUGAAGCGGGAACACUAUUAUAUGUCAGAUAUCGUUACUACAAUUUUCACAGUAAUCUACGGGGAGGACUGGCAGACAAUCUUGAACGUUCAAAUUUGAAGUUAUCAAAUAAAUAUUGCUCUACUUCACAUA